CAUUUGCAAUGAACUUCACACACUCAUGACCCUGCAUCAAAGACGAGAAAGAAGAAAAGUUCGACCCAACGGCGAUGGCUCAGGUGCCGGCCAAGCCAAAGAAACCAGCGGCGGCUCCCCCUUCAGCGGCGGCACCGCCUCAAAAUUUCCUGUCGCCGUUCACGCCGGACGCGGCGGUAUCUCCAGAGGCUCAUGUUGACCGCGUCAAACUAGCACAGCUUGAGAGGGAGACCGACGCACUGAACGUCGCCGUGAGGGCGUUCCAGCUGCUGCUGGACCGCGCCAAGCGCAGCCGUGACGUGUCCGGCCAGCCGGCCAGCUUCCAGUACACGCUGUGGUGCAUGGUGGUGCUGGUGAUCGUCGUCACGGUCGUCGGGGUCCUGCUGCUAAACAUUGCCGCGAAGCGACAGCGGGACAAGCUGACCUCCACCACCGAGGUCAAACAUGGCCAACACGACAUGGCCGACAAUGAGCUCCGGUUGGCCGUAGAGAGUGACCGCUUUGACCAGGAGGCAACCGGACCCCCAGCCGGCACGCUUGGUGAAGACGGCACCUGGGCAGACCCUGACGACAACAGUGCCGAACAAACCACCGAGGAAGAAGUGGACGCUGCGACAACGACCGUCCGACCGUAGCACGAGAGCCGCCUGUCGCACCCACAGGCGGAGCUUUUGUUCAAACAUGCACCGACAUCGCCACUUGAUCUUUUUCUUGCGAUGGUCACAACGUGCUUCAUUCGUAACUGCAUCGCAUGUCCGUGUAUAUACGCACGAACGCCUCAAUGCAGGAGGGCAAUUAAACGCUGUUUUCAUGCUAUCCUUGUGCGACCGGAACGCGACAGCGUAACUACAACUGCGCAUGUAGAGAGACAAGAGACGCACGUGUGAAAUCGAGCUGCUGUUGCAAUAACGUCCAAUAUUUUCCCUAUGUCCGAAAACAGGGUCUUCGUAAACUUGAGAACGAU
Molecule: messenger RNA, 964 nt
Organism: Dermacentor silvarum
Lineage: Eukaryota; Metazoa; Arthropoda; Arachnida; Ixodida; Ixodidae
Exons: 5
Coding region: 75-635 (186 amino acids)
Source: RefSeq, a predicted model, not a curated record